Molecule: messenger RNA, 336 nt
Organism: Auanema sp. JU1783
Lineage: Eukaryota; Metazoa; Nematoda; Chromadorea; Rhabditida; Rhabditidae
Source: the annotation of a GenBank genome assembly
AUGUUGUGCAUGACCAUAUACGCUCUUCUGUUUUUGAUUAUCAAUUUGCCCAAUCUGACGGCUGCCCAGGACAGCCUGAUGCAGUCAAGCGAUGAUCUUUUCUCCAGCCGUUCUGCACGUUCUUCCAGUUCAAUAAAAAUGAACAGGUAUGUUCGAGAGCCCAUGGAUCGAUCAAGUAUGAUUCGGUUUGGUAAACGAGCUCCAAUGGAUAGAUCAGCAAUGAUAAGAUUUGGAAAGCGUCUUAACUUGCAUAAUGAUUUUUCUCGAUUCUUGAAAAGAGCACCUUUGGACCGUUCUAGCAUGAUCAGAUUUGGAAAGCGGAAUAACGAAAACUAA